AUGCCCGCUACAUUGGCGGCCCCGUAUAGAGGUUUUGCUGUUACUUACUCCCACGCGGAUAAACCCAACGAUCAUGAUUUGAUGUCCUACGAUGAGGCCCAUUCGCAGCCGCGGGACAGGCUCCUAAGCGGACUUUCCUACCACUCUCAAGACGCCAACGCAUCUCACUUUGGGCACAUGCAGGCAGUCCUACCUCCUUUACCAGAGCCCCAUACAACCGGACAUCACGAGGUGCAUCCGACUUUCGCCUCGGGUCAUCAACUGCUUCACCCACACCCAUACAACUACGAUAUAUCUUACCCGUCUGAAAGCAGGAAACGAUCUCGCUCCGGAAGUGACGGAGGUCACCAUCACCAAAUGGAUCGCAAUAUGGUUCACCCGCAGCCUACUCACUUAAUGCCUCUAGAUGGCCCGGGUUCGGCUCCCGAGGCGGACAUGCUGUAUCCCAUUCAAACCGAUCCUUCGGGAUCCCAUGUCUCGUCCGCCCACAGCUAUGCUUCCCCAGUGUCCCUUUCGCUUCCCCUUCCAGUACCUCUUCCAAUUCUGCAGCAGCAUCACCACCACCGACUUCCGGCCCAGGCGAACUUGAGGGAUCGGUCGAAUGUGCAAGGGCCCCCGUGUAUGGUUGGUCAACCAGGCAUGCCUCCUCCGGCUCCGAGGCCCAGUGGACCGAAGCUCAAGUUCACACCUCGAGAGGACUCACUACUGGUGGAGUUGAAGGAGGAUAAGAAUUUGGCUUGGAGGCAAGUUGCGGACUUCUUCCCUGGAAGGACGAGUGGGACCUUGCAAGUUCGAUAUUGUACGAAGCUGAAGGCCAAGGAUGUGGUUUGGACAGACGAGAUGGUGGAACGACUUCAGCACGCUAUGAAGGCCUAUCAGGUUGACCGCUGGCGGAUCAUUGCAUCCAAGGUUGGGAAUGGUUAUACCCCGUUGGCAUGCAAAAAGCGGGCUAGGCAGUUUCCACCUGAGCCUGAAGAGGAGGAUGAGUAUGAGGAUGACUGA
Messenger RNA from Penicillium pulvis, 1002 nucleotides. Its product is annotated as SANT/Myb-like DNA-binding domain-containing protein. The coding region runs from base 1 to 1002 and encodes 333 amino acids. NCBI's taxonomy places the organism in Eukaryota, Fungi, Ascomycota, Eurotiomycetes, Eurotiales, Aspergillaceae. The transcript is spliced from 2 exons. The record is from RefSeq and is a predicted model, not a curated record.